Molecule: messenger RNA, 948 nt
Organism: Peronospora belbahrii
Lineage: Eukaryota; Oomycota; Peronosporomycetes; Peronosporales; Peronosporaceae
Source: the annotation of a GenBank genome assembly
AUGAGUGCAAGUCGCUACGAGAUAGAGGCGUCACUACGCGCGACUAUCUUUGGCGAGAUUCAGCUGUGCCGAGACCGAGUUACACUCGAGCCCGUAGUGAUAAAGUGUGUGGACUUGUAUUUGGCACUGCGACAGACGUCGCGCUCGCAGGAGCUCGUACAGGAGAAUGUUCAGCUUGAGGUAGAGGUGAUGAACCGCGUGCGUACACUGGGUGGCCACCCGAACGUCAUCAAUAUGCACAGCUACUUUGUGGCCAACGGCGUGCUGCACAUGGUGCUGGACUACUGCGAGGGCGGUGAUCUGCUGGACGCGUGCGUGCAGUCGUCUGCCACAGCAAAAGAAGUCGAGUACAAGAGCUGCAAAAAGGACGAAAACGAAGAUGUGGAGAACCACAGUGGAUCCUUCUUGAACGAUGUGGAUGGAAACAAGCGCAUGAAGGAAAGCGUUGCGCACAAGUACCUAGUGGAUGUGCUUUCUGGGUUGCGUUUCCUGCACAGCAACGGCAUUGCCCACCGGGACGACUCGUUGUUGUCAUCGACGUCAUCAUUGCACCGUUUGACGGCCCGUGAGUUUCUCUGUGAGGAGAUGGUUGGCAAGAACUACUAUAUGGCACCUGAGGUCGUGGCUCACGAGCACUACGACCCCAAAUGCGCCGACAUUUGGUCAACUGGUAUUGCAUUCUUCAUCCUAUUGACGUCGUCUCCACCGUUUGAGCGUGCAGACCCAUCGGACCCGGGAUUCCGGUACGUGGCGAAGCGCGGCAUCAAGGCGAUGUUUACGGCGUGGGGUCUUGAUCAGGACGUGUCAGAACAGAUGCAAGACUUGUUGGGGCGGAUGUUAUGUGUAGAUCCAGAGAAGCGCAUAACGAUGGAUGAAAUUUGGCAGCAUCCAGUUCUGCAGCGGUUGAAGGAUAAAUCGUUGGUGGGGAGAAGUGAACGAUUAGACUAA